Molecule: messenger RNA, 762 nt
Organism: Saccostrea echinata
Lineage: Eukaryota; Metazoa; Mollusca; Bivalvia; Ostreida; Ostreidae
Exons: 3
Coding region: 1-762 (253 amino acids)
Molecular function (GO): protein binding; carbohydrate binding
Source: RefSeq, a predicted model, not a curated record
AUGUGUUGUGUGAGAGAAUCAGUGUUAGAACCGCCGUGGACUAUCCCGGACGUGAAUAUUAGAUACCAGACUUUUGCUCUCUGUGACGGUCAAAGGGGUUUAAUCGGCUGUGAAAAUGGAACCAAGAUUCAGAUCUUAUCAGCCAUUUACGGUCGAACAGACGAAAAUGUGUGUCCUACUGGUAAAAUAAAAACACGUACCUGUCGUUCAAAGAUGUCUGAAAUCAAGACAAAAUGGAACUGCAAUGGGUACAGGAUGUGUCACCUUCAUGCUGCUGAUCAGUAUUUUGGAGACCCCUGCCCCAAUAAUUCUAAAUAUCUUGAGGUCAAAUACCGCUGUAUCAAGGAUCCCAACAACAAUUCAAAAGGUACUCAAUAUGCUCCUUCCCAAACCAUUAGCAAAUCCAGAAAUUUUUACCAAUUUAGGGGGAGGGAGUCAACACCCACUCUAAAAAAAAUAUUAUUUAACCACGGAAAUGCGUACAAUCAGCACACUGGAGUCUUCACAGCGCCAUCUGACGGACUGUACGUGUUUACUUGGUCAAGUGUUGUGGCACCGAAAAAGCUUUUUGACUCAGAAAUCCUUGUCAAUGGACAAAGAAACGGACUCGGAAAUUGUAACAAUGUAUUAAGUCAAGGAUAUGAAAAUUGUUCAAAUACAGUUCCACUGCUUUUGAAAGUCGGAGACAAAGUCAACAUUCGUACGACAAGUGCAGACUAUCUGCAUGGAAUUUGGACAAGUUUUAAGGGAUGGAAAGUAUAG